AUGCCGUGCAGCUCCCCUCCCCCCGGAACCGGCACCACAAGACCAGCAUCGAAGCGAAGGCACUGGCACCGGCACCGGCACCGACAAUCUCAGAACAACACCCGGCCCCACCCCGAAGCAAAUCUAGUCCUGGGCCCCAGGGAUCCGAGGCCCCAGGGGCGCCCGACCCCCAGACAGGAGCCCCAGCAAGGCCCCGGCCGGCCGGGGCAGCGGAGAGGCUGCCAGGAACGAGCCGGCAGCCACCCGGGCAUCCACCCCCAGACCCCAAGCCCCACCAGACCAAAGACCCGGCGGCACCAGUGGCUUGUCCCAGGACUAUCGGAUGACCCAAUAAGUGAACCUAAAAUCCGGAUGGGGCGGAGGGGAGCGGCGACCCCGCCACUUCGAGCCCGGCCACCCACCCCGCACACGGACCGGACCACCCCCAGCAAGAGCCCCCCCCGGGACCGGGGCCCACCCAUCCCACGCAGGCCACCCAACUCAGAACCGCCACCCCCAAAGAAAAAAAAAAAAAAACCUACUUUAACCAGGCACUUCAUGCCCCUCUUUCCAACCUUCUUUGGGGAGAGCAGAAGUAACAGCCCCAGCCACCGGUGGCUCACUCUUCCUCCUGGCCCCAGACUCCGGGAGGCAGCAGGAGAACAGGGGUGUGAGAAGACCCCGAUCCUCCCUGCGGCCGCUCAGAUGUGGUGUUGA
Molecule: messenger RNA, 696 nt
Organism: Cyprinodon variegatus (sheepshead minnow)
Lineage: Eukaryota; Metazoa; Chordata; Actinopteri; Cyprinodontiformes; Cyprinodontidae
Product: serine/arginine repetitive matrix protein 1-like
Exons: 2
Coding region: 1-696 (231 amino acids)
Source: RefSeq, a predicted model, not a curated record